CGUUAUCUGUCCGUGUCUGUGAUAAUAGAAAAGUGUCCGCUUCAUAUCGUUGAGCAAUAGCUAAUCAAUAUUUUCACUAACUGAAUGUGUGUCAUGCUAGGUUAUGUCAGUCAAUGAUAAAGUGUGCGCAAAUAAAUGUUUUAUAUACUACACAAACUAUAUGCACCGUGUCGAUAUCAGAACUAUUGUAAAAAAGGUUAAAAUAUUUAGUGGAUUAAAUCGCAUUAUAUCUAUUAAUUAAUUGUUAUGUUUCUAAAGUGAUACGCAAGAUAUGGAUAAAAAAGUCAAGAAGAUUAUGCCUUUGAACUUGAGUUCCUCCAGCGGUGGCGCAGGAUUAGCUCGUUCAUCGUGCUCGUUAUCAAAAAGUCAGCGCACACCAAGGACGCCACCUGGUAGUCCAGGUUCGCCAGAUGAUGAUCUUGAAUCGCUACAUAGUUAUAGCUCUGUGGCAACUACAGCCUCAUGCGAUCAUGCUUAUGCUGCCAGAAAUGGGACAACAUUCAGCGGACGGCGCAUGAGGUAUGUGGUGCAUUGCUCAUCUCAUGCAGGCCAGACAGGUGAAGAUUACCUGACACCAACUCAACGCGCUCAAAGGCAACUGCGUAGGUUGAGAGCAUUGUUAGGACAGGCGCGCAAGGACCUGGAGAGACGCGAUAGUGACAUCUUUAGGUUAACUAAAGAAGUUGUAGAAUUACGUUUGUAUAAGGCAUCCUUGUGUUCUCCUGAGGAUAUGUCCAAUUCGAGUGAAGCUGUAACUGUUCGCGAAAAUACUAAUGCUGAAGAACUUCCCACUCCAGACUCACCAAUGGCCGAUCUUGGCGAAGAAUAUUUGUUUCAUGAGAUGGAUACAAUUCAUCAUUUGCAUGAAGCUGAUGCUUUGACAUCAACAUUUGAAGGUUGCGAUGGUUUGUGCGGAGGAGGUCAGGAUAUGCAAAGUUCAUUUGCCGACUCAGGACAUUUUGAAGAUAUGACUACUAACACAACGAUAUCAUCGAUUCACAGCUCUAAGGAUAAAAUAAAUAAAUUAACUCGAGAUCAGGCCUGUAGUACUGAAUGUGAAAUCAGUAGCCAACGUGACGGAGAGAGAAAACGUCUCAUGGAACUUUAUGAACGUAGAAUUGAAGAACUGACCAGAACUAGCGAAUCUGAUACACAGGAAAUGAAACGAAAGCACAAUGAUCGCGUGGAAGCUUUAUUGCAGCAGCUAACGGACGUGAACACUCGAUAUGGCGAAUUAGUGCCUGAUUAUGAACAAGCCCGAGAGCGCGUUCGCGAACUGGAAAAACAAUUAGAAAAAUUAGCAAAACAACUUUCUGAACAAGAAGAAAAACAAAAACAGAUGUUGCUCCAUAUGUAUAAUAAAGGACAGGAGGCUGAAAGGAUUGAACAUGCUGAUAGGGUUCUUGAAAUAGCUAGCUCUACAUCAAAUAAAGUAACAGUACCUGAACUUCUGCAGCAAUUACAGAUUACAAAAACUGAGUUAGAUAAUAUUAGAGAUACGAAUUAUUCGCCGGAAAGGCAAUUUGAAAAAUCGCAAAUUCUUCUUAGCGCGAAGGAGGCUGUUUCUUUAUGGGUUCUUGGUGCACGCAAGGCCAUGUAUAGGCGAAUUGUCGAAGCACAAGGAAACAGAAACAAAAUGGACCCAGAGAUAACUCUUCAGUUCUUAAAAUCUGCUAUUUAUUAUUUUCUAACUGAUACAGAAAAUCACCAAAGUCACUUGAAUGCAAUCGAGAGUAUCUUAGGCUUUUCAGAUGAGGAAAAACGUGUAAUUAGUAAAGCUCGUUCUAAGAUUUAA
Ctenocephalides felis (cat flea) is the source of this 1795-nucleotide messenger RNA. RefSeq lists its product as uncharacterized. The record is from RefSeq and is a predicted model, not a curated record. The coding region runs from base 272 to 1795 and encodes 507 amino acids. The transcript has 10 exons. NCBI's taxonomy places the organism in Eukaryota, Metazoa, Arthropoda, Insecta, Siphonaptera, Pulicidae.